Papilio polytes (common Mormon) is the source of this 2957-nucleotide messenger RNA. Its product is annotated as proton-coupled amino acid transporter 4. The transcript is spliced from 8 exons. Gene Ontology annotation, biological process: amino acid transmembrane transport. Bases 95 to 1684 code for a protein of 529 amino acids. The record is from RefSeq and is a predicted model, not a curated record. Gene Ontology annotation, cellular component: vacuolar membrane. NCBI's taxonomy places the organism in Eukaryota, Metazoa, Arthropoda, Insecta, Lepidoptera, Papilionidae. Gene Ontology annotation, molecular function: amino acid transmembrane transporter activity.
CGCCUUCGCAAUCAUUCGCGAACGCGCGCGCACGCCGCGCACACACCUUCGCAUCCGUGUCUCUCAGUGAUACCUGUGACAUCACUACGACAAAAUGCCGAAAAAUAUUCUAGCGGAAAUGGGCUCCCAGGUGGGAUUGACCCCCGCCGUCCAGAAUAGAAAGGAGGCGGCAGAAUGGGCGCGACGGCACACCGGUCUCAUGGUCAACCCGUCUUUCGAACCAGACGAAUUUGCACCCGCAAGUCUAUCACCAAUGAAAGAAGAAAAGAAGGCACCAGGAGCAGACAAAGGGAUAUUCCUCGUAAGCAUGACAGAGAAGAACGCCCAAGAAGUAGAAGAAUAUGAACCAUAUGAGAACAGAGUGGUGGAUCAUCCGACCACGAACACGGAAACACUGCUACAUUUACUGAAGGGCAGUUUAGGAACCGGUAUUCUAGCGAUGCCGCACGCUUUCUCCAAGUCGGGUUACGUGGUGGGCGCGAUCGGCACCGUCGUGAUCGGCGUCCUGUGCACCUACUGCAUCCACGUCCUGAUGGACUCUUGCUACGUGCUGUGCAAGCGGCGGAAGGUACCGUCGCUCACUUACACGGCCGCAGCGGAGGCGGCGCUAUCAGAGGGCCCCGACUGGUGCAAGGCCUGCGCACCUUAUGCCGCGCACGUCGUCAACGCAUUUCUACUAAUUUAUCAAAUUGGUACUUGCUGCGUGUACGUGGUGUUUGUAUCUGAGAACAUUCAGUUCGUGAUGUCGAAGCAAUUCGGAAUGGAUGUGGCUGUGACUGAGGUCAUGUUAUGGAUUCUCGUGCCUCUCAUACUCAUCAACUGGGUGCGAGACCUCAAAUACCUCGCGCCGUUCUCCGCCAUCGCGAACGCCGUUACUAUCGUCAGCUUCGGAAUCAUCCUCUAUUACAUAUUCAGAGUUACACCUACAUUAGAAGGCAAAGUACCAGCUGGCAAAAUCGGAGACUUUCCACUCUUCUUCGGAACUGUACUAUUCGCGUUAGAAGCUAUCGGUGUGAUUCUGCCGCUGGAGAACGAAAUGAAGACCCCAAAGGCCUUCGUAGGAAAGUUCGGUGUCCUCAACCGCGCUAUGAUUAGCAUCAUCAUUCUAUACGUCGGUAUGGGCUUGUUCGGCUACCUACAGUACGGCAACGCCGCCGCCGGCAGCAUUACGCUUAAUUUACCAUCUGAAACUGAAAUCCUGGCUAGUGUGGUGCAAUGCCUGCUGGCGUUCGCUAUUUUCAUAACACACGGGCUGGCGUGCUACGUGGCCAUCGACAUCUUGUGGGGCGAGUACGUCGGACCUCGCAUACAUUCCGCACGCCGCACACUCUGGGAGUACGUCAUGAGGACGCUCGUAGUUCUGCUUACAUUCGGGAUUGCGGCAGCGGUACCAGAACUGGAUCUUUUUAUCUCGUUGUUCGGAGCCCUAUGCCUCUCAGCGCUGGGGUUGGCCUUCCCAGCUUUCAUCCAAAGUUGUACCUACUGGUACUACGUAUCCGAUUCAGAGCGUAUACGGAUGAUCAUCAAGAACUCAAUCGUAGUACUAUUCGGUACACUCGGACUAGUUGUCGGUACCUGGACCUCCCUAGAGGGCAUCAUUGUCAAGUUUUCCGGUCACGGACACGGACAUGAUUCUAUUGCUAAUAGCACUGAGAUUUUUAACCAAACAGUCUUAGCACCGUAAAAAACGUUUGAACAAAUGCUAGAGAGAGAGACAGAUAGGAAAGUGCCAUUUUGUGCAAAAUUGUCCGUGGCGCCUUCUAAGUACAAAUUGCGAAUGGGUCGGACAGAAUAGAAAUAGUCAAUAGCUUUCAACUUCAUUCCUUUACAAAUGGAAUUUACCUCAAUACAUGUUUUUUUACAUAUAAAAUUUCACAGAGAAUCGUUAAGAUUUAAACGAAUCUUGUAUUAACAAGCAAUAUUUGACGACGUUUAUUGUUCGCCAAUAUUGAGCAUAAUAAUUGUUGAGGUACAUGCAACUUGUUAUUUAUUUGAGUUUAGAUUAGCUAUGUUUUAUUUGUAAUGUUAGUUAAGGUAUUUUCAUGACAUUCAUCCAAUUUUCAACACAAAGUGAGACAGUUGUUUUAAAAGAAAACUAUCUGUUGCUCGCGACUUUGCCCCGUGUAAUUUAAAUAAUAGUAAAAUAAUGUAAUGUAGCUUUUUAAUGAUGCAAGAAUUUUUAAAUUCAGUCCAGUAGUUUUUGAGUUAUUACAAUAAAUACAAUAAUAAAAUACAAAUAUUUAUAAUACUAGUAUAGAUAACAAUGGUAAGCAACAAUGCAGCAAUAAUAGGUUAUGUACCUAGAGUAUUGAUUUAUAUAAUGUAAGUAAUUGUGUUUAGUGUAGCUGUCCCUAUCUCUUUAUAUAACUAAAGCCUCGUCGUACAUAGAGGCCCGCUGGCAGACUUGCCGAUUAGUGAAAUUGUAUAUUUUAUAAUUACAAAAUGCAAAUGUUAUUUGAAAAGCAAUUUAAUUUAGUGACGGUUGUGGAUUGCGGAACUAAUGAAAUGAGUUGUUCGAAGCUGUGAGAUUCUAUGUCAAGCGAUGUGGCAUUUCCGUAGAAUAAGCGUUAUGUACAAUUAAGAAUAGAAUACGAUUUUAAGGUAUUAAUAUAAAUAUUAUGUUAUUAUUGUUAAUAAACAAUGUCAUUGAACAAAAAUUUAUGAUUAUAGUAAUUUUUUAAACCUCGCGAAAUUGUUACCGAAUAUUUUUAAUAUUGACUUUUUGAAAGUUGAAGAUCGGUGCAUUAUGGCAGCGCAUGCGAUGUGCCCGCCAUCUAGUGCGGCUGAUUCGGACUGCAUUGUGCCAGAGGCUUGAUCCACUCAGCAGUUUUAAUACAUAAUCUGUGAUGUUGAUAGUUGAUAAAAUAUAUUUAUUAAAAGUCAAUUUGACUAUAAUCAUGUGCUCACCUGUUAGGAAUUGUUUAUAAUUUCAGUUUGAAAUAUAGAAUAGUAUAUUU